Vitrella brassicaformis is the source of this 3705-nucleotide messenger RNA. The record is from the annotation of a GenBank genome assembly. Lineage: Eukaryota; Vitrellaceae.
CAAAUGUGGACAAACGCUCCCCGACAGGAUCAAUCGGCUUUCCAAUCCCCUCCACAGCGUUCGAGAUGCAGCCCGAAUGAUAAAGAGGCUGGCCAGCGUGAAGAAGAAACCUUCUGAGAUCCUCCAAGCACCUGGUGAAGGAUCGGGGCCCGUGCGUCGGCUGAUGCGAAACCAGAUGCGUGAUCAUGCAACGCGCCGAGCGGUCGAUUCGGUGGGCAGGGCUCUCAUGGGUCCAGGGCUGUCAGCCAAUGGGCGGCUGCUUGGAGAGAAGAGGACAGGCAGCCGCCUCAGGGCAUUCAUCACCGGCAGCGAAGAAGAUCUAAGGCAGCUACAGGCAGACGGCAGCACCAGCACUGAGUCUCCGCCGAAGGGCGAUUGCCCAAGCCCCUGCAUGGCCCACCCCAUCGAUGACCACUGCGUGCCCAACGCGACCGCCUUUCAGGACGACAUUGACGCACUGACGGACGACGCAGUGAAAGGCGUUCUGGAAAGGAUUGCCAAGUGCCGGGAUGCCACGUCUCGAAGCGCACAUGGCAAUUGGUGCGGGCCUGACACAUCGGACGACUGCGAAUGGAACGAAGAAAACGCAGUGUGCGACCCGAAGGGCAACAUCUUGGUAGUCACAUACACAGCAUGUCUCGGAUUCUUGACAUUUGUUCACCUACAGGUGCCUUUCUUCGGCCUUCCCUCAUGUUGCCCGACCAUUGACUGCCCCAUCCAUGGUGAGGGCGACCAAGCGGAAUGCGAGGGAAUCGACGGAUGCAAAUGCGUCCAUGGUGACCAGGGAAGCAGCAUGGGGCGUGCAUGGCCAACUGGACUGCGGCCUAUGAGGAGAAGCUUGUGGGCGUGAAUGAGAUGUGCAGACAAUUUGCGCCCAUAUGGUCAUGCGAGAGGCUGACGAGGGACGAAUGCGACAAGGACUCGAGUAAGGAAACAAAGAUGGUGGUCACUUGCGCGGUAGCGAAGCCUGUGUUUCUGCUUGCAGAUUGUGCCUACGAGUCGUGGUUAGGAUGUAAAGUGAAGAGUGCCCUUGAAGACGAGCUGAACGACAUUCUGAAGGGCGCCCGCGAUCUGUCGAUCUGCGGCCCCCUUGUCCGCUGCCACAGCAUCGGCUUUUCCAAGCAAUACCAGUGCGAGGCUGAUCUGGCCUGCGUGUGGACCAAGCUGGACAACGACCCGGGCGAUAUGGGUUUCUGUCACGCGCAUCCCGCCGUCACUGUCGCCAAUCCUGAUCUUGUCAGCCUCGAGACUGAGAAAUGUAAAGCGAAGCUUGGGUUUCACGUCGUCCCAUGGCGAUGCGGGAGAGAGCACAUCUUUGCAAACGACAACGGGAAGACGUGCUUCGAGAAUGGGGCGUGCACCUUGGUUUGUCCCGAAUGGGGAGAGACCAGAUGUGACAGCAAUUGUAGGCCAUUAUGGACACAGCUGUAUGCAAUGCUAUGCAUUCUUCAUGUGUUCAUACUGUACAUUGUGCACAUGCAGAUUACUUCCUUCUCGACACGGUAAUUGGUCAAGAAUUGCCGGCUGCAUGUGAGAGAACAAAGAGACACAAGGACAUGACAGCCUCACAUGUGAGACACAAUGUCAAUUUCAGCUGAUCUUGUCGACCGAAUGGAUGAAUGCUUCGCUGUCGGGGACAAGAUGUAUGUGUACAACGGUGAGGUGACAGCCGAGGGUUGGUCCGAGCACGGCUCUGCGAUCCGCGACAAGUGCCCCAACAUCAUCGACCCGACCACACUCACCGUCAACAAGGCCGUCGAUCCCGUCAGUGAAACUAUCGCACUCGCACAGACCGCUGCCGCAUUCCAGCCGCCCAGCAAAUGCAGCCCGAGUGACGGCUGCAGGGUCACACAGACUGGCGCGUGUGUGCCCGACUCUGCGAAAUUGUCGUCACGCAUUGAUGCACUCGCGGACGAAGAGAAGGCCUUCCUGCAGAAAGAGUUGGACUGCAUUGAGCUGGGGGAGUCGGCGUGCACUGGCGACUGCGAGUGGGACAAGAAUGACCAACUCUGCCAGCUCUCUGUCAAGGUCGCAAUCAAGCUGGUGAGCUCGAGAUAGACGAUAUUAACGCCAAUCCAAAGUGCUCUUGUCGUUUUCUCGUCAGGUGUUUGGGGUCGAUAGCUGUGGCAAGGCAUUUGACUGCGGCCUUUCCAUUACACAAGAGGAGUGCAACGGAGACGAAGCAUGCUAUUGGGACGAGAGGAAGGCCGAGUGUCUCGUAAAAUGGAGUUUCAUUCGAGACAUCUCUAUCGGCACUGAAGACGAAUGCACGGUUAGACAUGACAUGCAUUCACGCAGAGCUUCCCGGUUGCAGACACAUGUCAUUUUGUAUGUGACUCAGAAGUACAAGCCACUCAUUGAAUGCGGCGGGCUGACACCCGAUGAAUGCAAAACGGCUGACUGUAAGAAGCACAGUCGGUGAGAACGAAGCCUUGAACUUACUAUUCUACUUGUUGAUCAGAUUGCGAGUACCGUGAAGAGGGUGAUGGCAAUUGGAGCUGUGAUAAAUAGGAGGCGGUUUAUGAGCCCCUCUACAGGGAGUUCAGAAAGGAAAAAGCGGAGGACCUGUUCAAGUGUGGUCCGAACAUUCGGUGCCCCUCGAUGGACUACGAAAGGGUCAGCAACUAGUUCUGUCUCAGUGCCGAGGAAGCUACGUUUCCCGGCUCCCUCUUCUUUGGGUACAGAGCUUGUGCAAUCGCGACCAAGGAUGCUUUCACUCUGGAGGGGCCUGCGGCAAAUGCAAUCCAAACCCGAUGGUAAGCAUCCGCGAAAAGACAUCAAGCGUCAGUCACAAUUGGUCACCCGGCUGGCUUCGUUCAGGCGUUGUUCGGCCAUCCAGAUCUUUUCGAUGUGUCGAAUGAAGCCUGCAGUCGUCUGCUGGGUGCAUUCAUUAUGCCUUUUCUUUGCUACACAGAGGUGCGAGAACAAAGAAGCGUCUCUCUCCUAUCGGGCAUGACGUGUUCUAUGUCUCCAUCUGUCUCAGCAUCUGAAAGCUCGUGAUGACGGCGAGACAUGCCUGCACAAUUCAGCAUGUCAGCUAUGGUGCCACACAGAAGGGAAAGAGCUGGAGUGCCACGGCAACGGUGAGCAGAACCGUCGAUCGGCACGAGACAUAUGGUUGACGUCUUGCCAUUUCUUGCUGUCAGAGGAAAAGCUGCAGGACGAGAUAUUGCCCUUCAGCAAAGAUGCGAGUAAGCUCUCCCACACACCAUGGCCCUAUGGAUGCACAUUGGUGGGCGUCUGAUGCAGGGGACCUGCAAGCCGAGAUGGAGAGGUGCCUCGAUGUAUAUGACGAUACUGCCGAUGAGGAAGUAAAACAAGGCAUCCUCCUCAACGACAACUACGCUGAGGCGAAGGAUGUUUGCGGCAUAGUCGCCGACCCAGGGACAAUCACGCCGGACUCUGACUACGAACAGGCGCUUUCCAGGGCCAUGAUGGCGGCCUCCGAAGCUGGCGAGUAUCAACCUUCGCCUGCCUCUCUGCAGUGUGAGGCACAGAUCGCCGCAGAAGCCGGGGCAGUUACCGCAGGACGGGAUCUUGCUGCCCUUCAUCUUGGUAUUGCUGUGCUUUUCCUUUCGGUGUUUGUGGUGGCGUGAGGAUUUCUUGUGCCGUGAGACUUGUUGUGGAUAUGCAGUGUGUCAUUUGUCAGUGAGGCUCGGCGCCGAGCCUCACUGACACCAUUUAGCGUGAGACACGAACAGCUUC